Colletotrichum karsti is the source of this 2550-nucleotide messenger RNA. RefSeq names its product ankyrin repeat protein. The transcript has 4 exons. Gene Ontology annotation, molecular function: protein binding. Bases 1 to 2550 code for a protein of 849 amino acids. The record is from RefSeq and is a predicted model, not a curated record. Lineage: Eukaryota; Fungi; Ascomycota; Sordariomycetes; Glomerellales; Glomerellaceae.
AUGGACCCUUCGGGAAUCAUUGGCAUCAUUGGUGUCGUCGGUCAAAUUGGCAUCGCGAGUGGGAAGCUUGGUCUGAACUGGAAAGAAGCACCCGACGAUGUGAAGGCCUUCAUGAGUGAGCUCAGAGGUCUGAGCAAGAUUCUUUUUGAAAUCCAAAACAAACUCAUCGACAACCCCGAAUUCGUAUCGGCCUUUGAGGGGAAAAGAUCGGCCGUCAUCGCCAAUCUUGCCACCCCGUCUAGCUCCGACGAUUCAGCUGUACUCUUUACUUGCAAGGAGGAGCUAGAUGGUCUACUUCAAAAGCUCGAAAGCCUCAGUCAGGGGAAACUUUUCGGAUGGAGACGGAUGAAGGCCGCGUUCCUCAACGAGCGGCUGCAGAAAGCUGUGAAGGACUCGCAGCGUCGGUGCCAGAGCUGGUUGACAAACAUGAUUGCUGUUGACAACGCUGCUCUGCUUGCGAAUACGAACAUCGAAGUAAGGUCCACAAGGAAAGAGGUUCGAGAUCAGCGGCAAGAGGAAGAAAAGAAGAGACACCUCGAGAGCAAGAAACGGAUACUAGACUGGAUUACUCCGAUUGACUUUGCUGCGCAGCAAACCGACAAUCUGGACCGACGACAGGCGGGUACCGGAGGUUGGCUUCUUGAUUCCCAGGAAUUCCAGGCAUGGGUUGAGAAUGACCGCCAAACCCUCUUUUGCCCCGGGCUUCCUGGUGCAGGGAAGACGAUGCUAUCAUCGAUAGUCGCCGAAUAUCUUCAGGAUCGAUUCCAAACCGACGAGACCAUAGGCGUCGCGUAUGUCUUUUGUAAUUAUCGACGGCGAGACGAGCAGACCUCUCGCAAUCUUCUCGCGAGUCUUUUGAAGCAGCUAUAUCAAGGCCUUCGCGGUGGCUUCAGUGACAUAGAGACAGUCUACGAAGGACACGCCAGUGGCAAGAGGCCGCUAUCGACAGAAGAGAUCAAACAUCAUCUUCGAUCUAUUACCACGCGAUACACCAAAGUGUUCCUGGUUUCGGAUGCUUUAGACGAGUGCCGAGUGGAGGGGGAAAACCGGGACAAGUUUCUCUCGAGUAUCCUUGAGCUUCGCAAGAUCGCAAACGUUAAUUGCUUUGCUACCUCGAGAACAAAUCCUGAGAUAGCAAAUCAUUUCGCCCACGACCAUGCGAUAGAGAUACGAGCUGCGGAUGAUGACGUCAGAGCCUACUUGGACGGCCACAUAUCGCAGCUUCCCUCUUCCGUAAAGAAGAACAAGGAGCUUCAAGAUGAUAUCAAGGCUAUGAUCGUAAAAGCUGUCCAGGGAAUGUUUCUUCUGGCCGAACUUCAAUUGAAGUCUCUAAGAGGAAAGCGCUCAGCAAAAGCCGUGAAAGAAUGUCUCAAGAAGUUCUCUGGUGGCUCCGAUGCAUAUCAUAAUGCAUAUGACGAAGCCAUGGAGCGUAUUGAAGGCCAGCUUGAAGACCAGGUCACCCUCGCAAAAGACGCACUAUCGUGGAUCAUCUGCGCCAAGCGACCCUUGACGACGGAGGAGUUGCAACACGCUCUUGCCGUGGAGAAAGGAAGCAAAAGUCUCGAUAAAGACAACAUACCCGAGCUUGACGACGUUGUGUCGGCCUGCGCCGGACUGGUCACCAUUGACGAAGAGAGUCGCAUCAUUCGGCUUGUCCACUACACAACUCAAGAGUACUUUGAGAGAACCGCUCAUCGUUGGCUGCCCGAUGCGCAACGUCUUAUCACAUUUAACCUAAACGUCAAAGACGAUGAAGGCUUCACGCCAUUGAUCUACGCUAUGGCAUUCGAGAACUACGAUUUCGUAGACUUUCUUCUGAAGUUUGAAGACGUCACCCUCAAUUCUGCCAUCCUCGAUAGCUCAAAGACUUCGAUACCCGGCUCAAUCAGGACUAACAGCAUUGACGUCAAUGUCCAAGAUGAUACUGGCAUGACGCCAUUGUCACACGCAGUUCGAAUGUACCAAGUCAAGAUGGCGGAGCUUUUACUGGCCUCAGCAGUAGAGCAAGAUCAAACCCAAAUGGUUGAGCUUCUCCUGAGAACAAAUGGAAUUAUCGUCGACUCGAAGAACCCUGAAGGUCGGACAAGCUUGUCGGUCGCAGCUGGGACAAACAGCCUGAAGAUACUGUCGCUUCUCGUCGAGACUGGAAAGGUCAACGUCAACUCAGUAGACAACUUCGGUUGGACACCUUUGCACUGGGCUGCAGAAGCAGGACACGAAGAAAUCGUCUCGCUACUAGUGGAAACCGGACACGCCAAUCCUGUAACAUUCGACAAGAAUAACGAGACACCGCUUUGGACGGCCAUUGAUUCGAGGAGAGAUGGAGUCGCCAGGUACCUACUGUGCAAAGGGAAGGUUGAUGCCUGUUUACAUGUAAGACAAAAGAGGUUGAGGAGGACUCCGCUGGAUUCUGCGGUCAAAUGGCUGGGUCUUGAGCACGAGAUCACCAAGCUUCUCCGAGAAAGAAUGGAAGUGCUCGCGCAGAACAAGGCAGCGGAGGCGGGGGAAGGCAACCAGAAAGAGCGACGAGAAACAGACUCGAAGACGUAA